AUGGCCGAGCUGGACAAUGGGAGCCCUCCUCCCCGCGACAACUACAAGUAUAAAAAUCGAAAGAGAGGCAGGUCAGUGACCCCUGAAAGGAAGAGGAGGAGCCCAAGCCCUAAGAAAGAGCGGGCAAAGAAGGAGAAGACCCCCCCUAGGAACCCUACUGGGGCUCAGGGGAGAGGUCAGAAUCAAUUCACCCCGUUGGUGGCCUCGAUAGAGCACAUUUAUGCCAUCAACGCUGAUAAAGGGAUCUUCAAGAAGCCUGCCCCAAUGAGUAACUGGGCAAAGAAGGAUAGGACCAAGUACUGUGCGUUCCAUGAGCAAAAUGGUCAUGAUACCGCGGAUUGUCAACAGCUGAAACAACAAAUUGAGGAGCUAAUCAAAAAUGGGAGGCUCACCGAGUGGGUGAAGACGCAAAAGAAGAGUUAUAAUAAUGUGCCUCCGCCCCCUCAAGAUAAUGAUAAUGAGACUACUAACACUGAGAAGGUGCCAAGAGCGGGGAGCAUUCACAUGAUCAUUGGCGGUCCUUAUAUUGGGGGGGAGAGCAGAAAAGCCAUGGAAAGGUACGCACAGGAGGCCAAGAGCCCGCCUUUGACUAAUGUCAAUCAUCUCUCUGAGAGACCCCCCAAAAUGUUUAGGGGUGAGACCAUGAACAUUAUGUUUAGUGAGGAGGACGCAAGAUGGGUUCAUCACCCCCAUUCCGAUGCUCUGGUAGUGAAGGUCAGAAUUGGCUCCAACAACGUGCAUAGGGUACUUGUCGAUAAUGGGAGCGCAACAAAUAUCCUGUCCUACGACGCCUUCACUUAG
This is a messenger RNA of Daucus carota subsp. sativus, 801 nucleotides long. RefSeq lists its product as uncharacterized. The coding region runs from base 1 to 801 and encodes 266 amino acids. The record is from RefSeq and is a predicted model, not a curated record. NCBI's taxonomy places the organism in Eukaryota, Viridiplantae, Streptophyta, Magnoliopsida, Apiales, Apiaceae. The transcript has a single exon.